This is a messenger RNA of Arvicola amphibius (Eurasian water vole), 376 nucleotides long. RefSeq names its product secreted LY6/PLAUR domain containing 2 (gene Slurp2). The record is from RefSeq and is a predicted model, not a curated record. The transcript is spliced from 3 exons. Gene Ontology annotation, molecular function: acetylcholine receptor inhibitor activity. The coding region runs from base 47 to 340 and encodes 97 amino acids. NCBI's taxonomy places the organism in Eukaryota, Metazoa, Chordata, Mammalia, Rodentia, Cricetidae.
UAUAAGGGGUGGCCAAGGAGUAAACCUCGUCCUCAACACGGAGAACAUGAGGCUUCUCUUCUGGUUCCUUCUGGCCGUGGUCUUCAGCCUGGAACUAGCUAUAACACAGGGCAUGCAGUGUCACAUCUGCAAGGGGUUUGGAGGAUGUUCCCACCCGUCCAGAUGCCCAAGGAGCUCCACCCACUGUGUCAUCAUCGGCACCCGAGCUCCCAUCAGCUUUACAGACUUGCCUCUGGUGACGAAGAUGUGCUACAGUGGCUGCCCUGAUGUUGCCAGCUUGGGCUUGGGUCCUCACGUAUCCAUCGUUUGCUGCCAGUCGAAUCUCUGCAACAGGGACUGACCACACUCUGUCCGAGGCCUGGUCCUUGGAGAUCAU